This is a messenger RNA of Ruditapes philippinarum (Manila clam), 2630 nucleotides long. RefSeq names its product mediator of RNA polymerase II transcription subunit 16-like. Gene Ontology annotation, biological process: positive regulation of DNA-templated transcription. The coding region runs from base 44 to 2539 and encodes 831 amino acids. Lineage: Eukaryota; Metazoa; Mollusca; Bivalvia; Venerida; Veneridae. The transcript is spliced from 10 exons. Gene Ontology annotation, cellular component: mediator complex. The record is from RefSeq and is a predicted model, not a curated record.
AAUAUGAAGGCAGUUCAUAACAAAUUCUGAUUUACUCACCGACAUGGAGCUUGUUUAUAGCAUCGAUGUGUUUCAAAAGCCAUAUGAAAAAGAUUGGGUUUCUGAAGAACGCAACUGUCUAAAUCUCUCAUGCAGAAACAUUUUAGCUUUGUUGAAACAGUCUGAAAUUCCUGACAGCUCUCAUUUUGACCGCCAGUAUGAGGUUGUUGUGUUGGAUAUUGAUAAGCCGUGGGAACCACAUUGUGUGACAUCAGUUUCCAAGCAACUGUUACAUAUUGUAUGGGAUACGACAGGAAGUAAAUUAUUGCUUAUAGAUGUAGAUGGAGAAUGUCAAGUGUGGGCGAUGAAGGAUCAUCUGUUGAAUGAAUGGCAUUGUAUAGGAUCAGUGAACAAUGCUGGUGAGGAAGUGCUCGCAGUGAUGUGGUUCCAUAAUGGCUUACAGAUCAUAUUUGACCCAGAUAAGCGAGAUAAAACACAGUACAUUGAGAAGUUUGUACGUAACAUGAGAUUUACACCAUCACUGACACAGUUUGGAGGAUGUUUUCUCGAGGGAUGGGUAGUUGUCUCAUCAUCAGGUUUAGUGACUGUUGGUGUACAUCAGUCUGACGGAAGUAUCGUAACGUCAUCUGAAAGUUUGUCUCGCAACCACAUGCGUCUUACAGCUGCCGAUAUAGCUAACACAGGAAAUGGUGAUAUCAUGGUUGCUACAAGCGACGGUCAACUUUCCUCGGCUAUCCAGUGUUUCCUGGUGUCGGUGAAACUGUCCGGAAGAAAUAUAGCUAUAUCUUGUGUGAACAGUGCUAGCUUGUAUACUAAAACACAAACAGAGUAUGGUAGCAGUGAAAAUAAUACAAGGAUCACUAAGGUGAUGUUUAUGAACAAUGAGAGUAGUGAUACUUUGUUAAUUUGCUGUGGUAGCUCGUCUUACAGCAGUCUGGAGGUGUGGCAACUGCUGGAACAGAUGCUUCCUCAACAUAAAAUGUUCUCCUUAAAUACUGCACCAUACAGUUCCAUCAAAACUCACAAGUGGAUGCAUAAAGCUACAAUACCCCACCCAUCUCAAAUAACCAGUAUUGCCGGGCCGAAGUUACCGAUGAGCCGCAACGUUGUGGAAACGUCCGGAUUUCUUCCAUACAUUGCUAUGACGUAUAAAGAUGGUACGCUACAACUGAUUCACAGAUACACGUUCCAGCCAAUCUCGACGUCAAAUUUAGACAGUAUUUGUCAACCGGCUCAGUCAUUUUCCCCGCAACAUAGUAACAAAAAGAUACACAUGACACACCAGUUAUCAGCGUUGACACAAACUGGAAGUGGGUGUGGUAUAUUUGGACUGCAUGAUGGACGCGUUUAUUUGUUCAGCACGUAUAAUGGAAGUAGGGACAGUACAAUGCAGUUGUCACCAUCAAGUAUUGUGCUCUUAUUGGAGUAUGCCAUGGUUACUGGACAGGAUUGGUGGGAUGUCUUCCUAGCUGUCAGACAAGGUAUGAUAAUGAGUAUAUGUCAGACAUUGACAGAUAAUUUUGGGAAGCAGGUACAUACAAUGCAGGACUACGUGUUUAUCAGAUUACUCAGUAUGAAGAUGGGACUAUACAGCUGUUACAGCGCUGGGCAUCAAAAAGCUGUAGAUUACCAUACACAGUUGGUGUUGUAUUCCAUUGGAAAUUAUAUUAAAUCCAUAUUGAAACCACGCAACAUUACAUCACAAGAUAAAGGACCAGCAGAGAAAGUUGGGAUAUUGUGUAGUAAACAUAAUGAUGGUGAUAUAGACAUGGUAUUGAGAAGUCUGGACAGUGAAGAAUUUCAUGUUGAUGUCAAGAAGAAAGACAAGGCUGAUGUGACCCUGCUAAGUAUGCAGCCAUUAAUCCAAUGGGUCUCAGACUUCAGUCUACAGUUGCUUAGUGCAGCACCGAUGUUCCAGUCUUUCUCAAGCUUCACUGGAUCAUCUCUCCUCACAGACUCCACGGUUCUCCAUCAGCUCCGAGAGCUUCUUGUCAUCUUCAAAAUGUGGGGCCAGAUUUACCCGACUUGUCUCCCAUCCUUUACAACAACAUCAAUAAAUCUAGAUAUAUUAAAACAUUUGUAUAAACUGUUAACUCGGGCGUGGAAUUGUUGUAAAGAAGGUAGGAGUAUAGAGUUUGAUGAUACGUUAUUAGAUGAAUGCAGUGUGCUACCUAGCAAGGUCUUUAUUCCCGGUCUGUCUCAGAGUUUUCGCAUGGACAAUAUGGGCUUUACGGUUUUCACACAGACGUUACCGUUGGAGUUUCAAUUUAAUGAGGAACCGGAUUAUUUGUAUCAGAAAAAGAUAACAAAAACGCACAAAAGUAUUGUAGAUCAAACUUCGCACACUGAUCAGCAUCAUGAUAUCGUCCGACAAAUUCAUCUGGGUACGAAAGUUUCCGGGGAGACGAGGAAAUGUACGAGAUGUGGCUGUUUGUCUCUGUUAAAAACUGUCGGUAAAUCACAGACAAUGAUAUCAUGGGAACAGAGAUGGACCAGAAAUUGUCUGUGUAUGGGACAUUGGAAAUUGGUUGCCCAGUGAAUCAUCAAUGUGACUUGUUUAGGAUUGAUGAUAUACAUAAAAGUACCGGAAUGUGUUCUGUAUUUCUAUCGUAAAUAUAUUGUGAAACAAA